Molecule: messenger RNA, 1230 nt
Organism: Eucalyptus grandis
Lineage: Eukaryota; Viridiplantae; Streptophyta; Magnoliopsida; Myrtales; Myrtaceae
Product: protein trichome birefringence-like 34
Exons: 5
Coding region: 1-1230 (409 amino acids)
Cellular component (GO): Golgi apparatus
Molecular function (GO): O-acetyltransferase activity
Source: RefSeq, a predicted model, not a curated record
AUGCGCCGGACCAUCUUCCCUUCCCUGGGGGCUCUGCUUGUCAGCACCGUCAUCCUCGCCACCAUAUACCCCAGGCGAUAUGGGGAGAACCAGCAAUCGAUCUUGGCGGAGAGACGCCGAGAGUCGCUCCUCUCGAAUCCGACCAACAUGGCGCCACCGUCGAUGACUACAUCGCUGUGCGAUGUCUUCUCGGGAAGGUGGGUCUUUGACAACACGUCGCGCCCCCUAUACGAGGAGGGACAGUGCAGGCACAUGGGCACACUGGCUUGCGGGAAGCAGGGGCGGAGGGACUUGAAGUUCCAGCAAUGGAGAUGGCAACCCCAUGGUUGUGACCUUCCCAGGUUUGAUGCCACGGCACUGCUGGAGAGGCUAAGGAACAAGAGAUUGAUGUUCGUGGGGGACUCUCUUAAUAGAGGUCAAUGGGCUUCUCUCGUUUGCAUGGUGGAGUCGUCGAUCCCCAAGAAGCGAAGAUACCUCUCGAACCGUCGUCGUGGCCGCCCUACGAUCGUCUUCACUGCCCACGAUUACAAUGCAACAAUUGAAUUCUAUUGGGCACCCCUGCUUGUGGAGUCCAACUGUGACGAUCCAGUGAUCCAUCGGGUAGACAAUCGGAUUGUUCGAGUUCAGGCCAUUGAAAAGCAUGCAAAGCAUUGGUCUGGCGUGGACAUCCUCGUCUUCGAUUCCUAUCUUUGGUGGAGGCAAGGACCCAAGAUCAAAGUUUCAUGGGGAUCAUUUGAAAGUCCUGACAGAAAAUAUGAGCUGAUGAAGAUGCCUCGAGCAUACAAGAUGGCUUUAAACACUUGGUCAGAUUGGAUGCAGGUUCAUAUGGACAGAUCGAAGACGCAGGUGUUCUUCAUUGGCAUGUCUUCUACUCAUGAGAGAGCCGAGGAUUGGGGUGGGAUUGCGGGUCACAAUUGCUUCGGAGAAACAGAACCGAUCACCAAAGAAGGGUAUUGGGGAAGCGGGUCGAAUCGCGAGAUGAUGCGCGUGCUCCAGAAGGCGCUCAACAAGCUAUCGAAAAGAGGCCUCAAUGUUCAAAUGCUUAACAUUACGCAGCUCUCGGAAUAUCGCAAGGACGCACAUGUGUCCAUAUACAAAGGGCAAGCCAAAAACCUCACUCAACAUCAAAUCGCAAACCCUGCCACCUAUGCAGAUUGCUUCCAUUGGUGCCUUCCCGGACUGCCGGAUGUGUGGAACGAACUCUUGUAUGCCUACAUUUUACAGAAUUAG